UUGCCCGGUGAUUUGAUGUCUUUUAAAUCAAUCGACACAGUUAUUGAUGAAAACGAAAUCGUAAACUUUCCAACUGAAUUUUUGAAUUCUCUGGAUUUGCCAGGAAUGCCACCACACAACCUUCAAUUGAAAAUUGGUUCACCAAUUAUUCUUCUACGUAAUUUAAACCCACCUCAAUUAUGUAACGGUACACGUUUAGUCAUAAAAAAAAUGACCGAAAAUAUUCUUGAAGCAACAAUUUUGUCGGGAAAAUUUAAAGGAGAUAUCGUCCUGUUGCCACGUAUUCCACUGAUAGCGUCGGAAUCUUCAAUACCGUUUAAAAGGCUCCAAUUUCCGAUUUGUUUAGCUUUUGCGAUGACUAUAAAUAAAUCUCAAGGCCAAACAAUGUCUAUUUGCGGUUUGGAUUUGGAAAACACAUGUUUCUCACAUGGACAGCUAUAUGUUGCCUGCUCACGUGUAGGAAAACCAUCAAAUCUCUUCGUGUUAGCGAAAGACAGGUUAACCAGGAAUGUUGUACACAAAGUAGUACUUAGAUAAUUUUUAGUUUUAAUAAUUUAAUUUAUUUUUGUAUGUUUUUAAUGUAUAUAGUAUUUUUUGUA
Messenger RNA from Sipha flava (yellow sugarcane aphid), 599 nucleotides. RefSeq names its product ATP-dependent DNA helicase pif1-like. Bases 16 to 537 code for a protein of 173 amino acids. The record is from RefSeq and is a predicted model, not a curated record. The transcript has a single exon. NCBI's taxonomy places the organism in Eukaryota, Metazoa, Arthropoda, Insecta, Hemiptera, Aphididae.